AUGUCGAAAUGUAAAACGCGCCGUUCUCCCCUCAUCGUCUUCUUCCUUCCGCUCACACUUGCUGCCGACCGCUUGUAGAUUACCAAUUCAUUUAGGGCGUGGUUUUCCCAAGAUUCAACUGAAUGUCAAGAAAAUUAACUCAGAUAUCUUUCAGAGUUACUAGCAAGGCAGCACAUGCUUGUCCAUUUAUUCAGUUGCUCCCUCAUACCAUAAACCCUAUUCAGUGACUCAAAUUCAAUCCUAAUCUCCCAAUUUGCAAAUGCUAAUUGUCAAGUCACUAUCUGUUAUUUCAAAUUCUCAUCUGUACAGGCUUCACUUCAUUCCCAGACAGCCAUUACCUUUUUCUGUAUGUUGUUGUUUCUCUUCACUUGCUAAAACCUCAAAAGCCCCAAACCCAGUGCUUGUUGAUUACCUAAUUAAAAUCCUCAAAUUCUCUGAAAGACGAGCAAUCUCUAUCUGCACUCGCAUCUCUCAUUCCAAAGCCAUUGAAAAUGCUAAAUUUGUGGUUCACUUUCUCCAAGAACUUGGUUUCUCCAAUUCCCACAUCCAAUCUGUUAUCCGUCCAUUGCCCCAAAUUCUCUUUGCUAAUGUUGAAAGGUCCCUAAAACCAAAAAUUAAGCUUUUUCAAGAUAUGGGUCUUGUGGGUAACCAUCUGGGCGAGUUCAUUUCCAAGCAUUCUAGGGUUUUAACUGCUAGUCUGGAGAAAAAAUUGGUUCCUCGCAUUAAAAUUUGUAAGGAAAUUUUGUUGAAUGAUGAGAAUAAUGAGGAUUUGGUAAAGGUUAUAACUAGAUGCCAGUGGAUUCUCUACAAGAAUCCUGAAUCAUUAUUGUUAUCCAAUAUAGCAUUUUUGCAGAGCUGUGGUAUAGUUGGGUCUCAGCUCUCCAAGUUGUUAAGCAGAAGGCCUAAGCUUUUUGUUAUGCAAGAAUCCAAAGCUUAGAGACCUUGUUUCUCGGGCUUUAAAUAUGGGGUUCUCAGUCAAUUCAAAAAUGUUGGUUCAUGCUUUAUAUACUGCUGGUAGCUUGACUGAAGAGACAUUUGAGAGAAAAUUUGGAAUUCUGAAGACUUUUGGGUUUUCACAGCAUGAAUGCUUGAAAAUGUUUAGAAGGGUACCAGAUUUUCCAAGGACAUCUGAGAAGAAGUUAAAGUUGGGACUUGAUUUCUUUUUGAACACAGUUAAGGUAAAAAAGGAGGUGUUAGUUAAUAGACCUGCAUUGUUGAUGCAGAGCUUGGAAAAAAGAGUGAUUCCUCGAUACAAGGUUUUGGAGAUUUUAAAAUCAAAAGAGUUAUUGAAGAAGCAGCCGAGUUGUGCUGUUGUGUUGAAUUUGACAGAAAGGGAGUUUCUACAGAAGUUUAUAUCAAAGUUUCCGAAUGAAGCUGAGGAAUUGCUGGCAGUGUACAGACAUCGUGUUCUGGAUUCACCUUCCUAAGAAGAAAAAUGUUGAUGCAAGUUUGACUCACAUGCUUUUGGUGAUUUAGGGAACGAGAGAACCUUCUUUUACCAAACCUUCGUCAGAGCUCUUAUAACCUGUUUCUAGAAUUUUGAUUUGUACCCUUAUUUUGAACAAAUAGAUUCUAUAAAAUUUUUGUGGAAUUCAUUAUAAAUCCA
Molecule: messenger RNA, 1606 nt
Organism: Jatropha curcas
Lineage: Eukaryota; Viridiplantae; Streptophyta; Magnoliopsida; Malpighiales; Euphorbiaceae
Source: RefSeq, a predicted model, not a curated record